ACUGCCUUCCCGAGGAGUGGUUGUGUGAGGCCUGUGAUGUGUUGCACCAUAAAAGAUGGCCACUCCACAACAGAGACAGCGUGGUGGAUGGCUUCCUCAAGGCCAUCCCACCAUCCACAUGCUAUACUAAAGGGGAAACUGGACACUACAUCUCACACAAGCAAGCUUCCAUUUUACCCACAGUGCGCGCACCACAGCUAUGCUCAUGUGAAGUUGCUGACGUCACUAUGUCUCCAGGCAGAGAAGUCAUCCUUAUCACCAUAAACGUUCGACUUGCACAUGCCUGUUCAUGUGUGCAAUAUCUGCCUGCAACGCUGGACCCCGGAUCUUAAAGAUCUAAUCAAGAGUGGUUACUGGCCAGCCUCUUCACAUUCCCAGACCCUGUACACUAUUGACCUCUUCCACUCAUUCCAAGACCUGAAGGUCAUUUCACCUGGCUUUUCCGGGCAAGCUUUUGCAAAGUUGCUGGAACAUCGCACUCGGUGUGCUGGAAGAUCAGGGCAAAUCAAUGGGGAUGCACUUCAGCGGAGCUUCCUGGAGUUCAGCUAUUGCUCGUUUGAGGAGGACCAGCUCUGCUGUGCGACCCCGUUCACCUGCCUCGCCUGUACCCCAGAAAUGGUGGCUGUAGCAGCUGAUGGAAACCGGAAGCUUUACCGCUUUAAACGAUCCAGCGGCUUCGAAAACACUGCAUUUUUUGAAGGGCUGUUUCUUGCCAAGGACAGUAAGGUGUCAGCUUUUGUUGACACCAUUAGGACUGCAGUGAAAAGCAUGCAAGGCAAAGCAACAUGCGGUGCUUCGCAGUGGGCAGCAGCCAGGGAAACCUCACGGAGGGCCAGUAAACUCGAUGAGGAGGGCGUUGAGGUAGCCGUGUGUCGCCAUGGCUACCUCUUGAAAGGCCUAAAUAUGUACCGGGGUGACAUUUUUGCCUACCCUCUGUAUCUCCAGAGAGAAAUUCAGGCCAUAGCAAAUUUCAUAAAUCUUUGCCAUGGAUGUCACCUGCAAGUACUGGCCAUACCUCCAAAAGGUAGUGGCUGCCCUUCCACCACUCCAGGGGCUCUUGCAGAUGAGGCCAUUCCUCAGCAUCAUGCAUGCCAGGGCUCAUGCCACAAAGUCUUAAAUGGAGUGGCAGGAAUCAGGAGGGAGCGGGCACAACGGCUGGUGAAGAGGUUGAGCAGCCCGUGUGGACAUGCUGACUGUCCAUGCAAUGGAAUGGAACAGGCACAAGGGAGACAAUUUCCACAAGGCCCUCUCCACAAGAUAUGUGAAGACUUGUCAAAAAGCUGUGGAGGAGACAGCAAGACUUCUAGAGCUCAGAGAAGAGGUCCAUUGCUCAGAGGAGAUGGCACUGCAGUGGGUUAUGGAUGUUCAGGAAUGGGCUGGGGAGACAACAGAUGCCGCCAGUGAUCAACGAUCCCUGCAACAACAGUCCAUUGAGGGGCUUCAUCUGAGCCUUCACCACAGAAAACAGAGCCUCUACCGUCAAAAUGACAGCAACAAGCUUCGUCACCGCCUGCGCAAAAAUUUGGCGAAAGACAAGCGGCGUGUCUUCGAACAGAUUGCCGAAUACAAAAGGCUGGUGUCAGAGAUGCAGAUCACUCGGAUCAUCAGUGAACAUCAGCACCAAGAGACGAGUGCAUGACCAGCAGAUGCUGACCACACGCCUGCAAGAGGAGAGGAGCAUCCUGGUUUUGGAGAUGGCCCAACACUGCACUUCAUUGCGAAACCUGGCCUCGGCUCUCAGGACCAAGAUUAUAAGUGAGGCAGAGGGAAGUGAAGGACUACGAUGUCUUCUUAUUCGAAGACUUUCGGAAGUGGAAGGUAGUUUGCGGUUGGUCCUACACCACUACCAG
Messenger RNA from Lampris incognitus (smalleye Pacific opah), 1850 nucleotides. RefSeq lists its product as uncharacterized. Lineage: Eukaryota; Metazoa; Chordata; Actinopteri; Lampriformes; Lampridae. The coding region runs from base 280 to 1404 and encodes 374 amino acids. The record is from RefSeq and is a predicted model, not a curated record. The transcript has 13 exons.